Messenger RNA from Serpula lacrymans var. lacrymans S7.9, 444 nucleotides. RefSeq lists its product as uncharacterized. The annotation marks the transcript as partial. Lineage: Eukaryota; Fungi; Basidiomycota; Agaricomycetes; Boletales; Serpulaceae. The transcript has 2 exons. The record is from RefSeq and is a predicted model, not a curated record.
GACCGAAGCAGCGACGAGCAAAGUAUUCAAGGCAGCAGUAACUUGACAACAAAUGAAGCCCAUUCAUUAACACUGUCGCUAUACAGCAUCCAUAAAUGCUAGUCCACAUACACCCACAGCGCCUCAGCGCGCUCCCGGUUUAUCGUUUUCUAUCAGUCCAGAGACGCCUAGCACACACGGUGCCAAACACAAGCCCAAGCACGCACUUCCCCUUUCCCGCCCACGCACGUCCAACUCCCCAUCAGAUAUUCCAUCUUCCUCUUGGCGCAUCCGAGGCUGAUAUCAAAUCCAGAUAUUACGACCUUGUUCGAACACAUCAUCCAGAUUCCACCUUCUGUCGGGACCUUUCUCCAUCUGAGCGCCACUCGCGAUUCCAGGCUAUCACAGCUGCAUAUGACAGCCUUCGAGGGAAGGCUCGCUCAGGAACUUCUGAUAUAUUUGAGG